Vigna radiata var. radiata (mung bean) is the source of this 1438-nucleotide messenger RNA. RefSeq names its product pto-interacting protein 1. The transcript is spliced from 8 exons. NCBI's taxonomy places the organism in Eukaryota, Viridiplantae, Streptophyta, Magnoliopsida, Fabales, Fabaceae. The record is from RefSeq and is a predicted model, not a curated record. Gene Ontology annotation, biological process: protein phosphorylation. The coding region runs from base 170 to 1255 and encodes 361 amino acids. Gene Ontology annotation, molecular function: protein kinase activity; ATP binding.
AAUGAUUUCAAUUCCAAUCUAGUCAAAAGCUUGGACUGCUUUAUCCUACGCCCUGCUCGCUGAUUAUCCUGCGCAUAUUUAGCCUCUAUCUCGCCGAGAUCCUCCUCCUCCGCGCCGCUCUCACUCUCUCAAAGACACGAUAUCCUGUUGGAUUCCAGCAGAAAGAAUCAUGAGUUGUUUCAGCUGUUGCGAAGAAGAUGACUUCCAGAAGCAUGCCGAAAGUGGAGGACAACAUCUUGUAAAAAACUCAACAGGAAACGAUGGAAAUGGUCGGGCAUCUGAAACUGCAAAGCAGGGCAUUCAAGCUGUUAAAAUUCAGCCCAUUGAAGUUCCCGAAUUACAAGUGGAUGAACUCAAAGAAAUUACUGACGGCUUUGGGGAAAGUUCUUUGAUUGGAGAGGGAUCCUAUGGAAGAGUGUAUUACGGUGUUCUGAAAAGUGGGCAGGCUGCAGCAAUCAAGAAAUUAGAUGCCAGUAAACAGCCAGAUGAUGAGUUUUUAGCCCAGGUCUCGAUGGUGUCACGGCUGAAACAUGACAAUUUUGUUCAAUUGCUUGGUUAUUGCAUUGAUGGAAACUCCCGAAUUCUUGCUUAUGAGUUUGCAUCUAAUGGGUCUCUUCAUGAUAUUCUGCAUGGACGAAAAGGUGUUAAAGGAGCACAGCCUGGUCCAGUUCUAACAUGGACACAAAGAGUUAAAAUUGCUGUAGGGGCAGCCAAAGGGCUUGAGUACUUGCAUGAGAGGGCUGAUCCUCACAUUAUCCAUCGGGACAUCAAGUCAAGUAAUGUACUCAUCUUUGACGAUGAUGUUGCUAAAAUUGCAGAUUUUGAUUUGUCAAAUCAGGCUCCUGACAUGGCAGCACGACUCCAUUCUACUCGAGUCCUUGGAACCUUUGGUUAUCAUGCACCAGAAUAUGCAAUGACUGGUCAAUUGAAUGCCAAAAGUGAUGUAUACAGUUUUGGUGUCGUCCUCCUGGAACUUUUGACAGGAAGGAAGCCUGUUGAUCAUACAUUACCACGUGGGCAACAGAGCUUGGUUACUUGGGCUACUCCAAGACUCAGUGAGGAUAAAGUUAGACAGUGUGUAGAUGCAAGACUAGGAGGAGAUUACCCUCCCAAAGCUGUUGCUAAGAUGGCUGCUGUUGCUGCCCUGUGUGUGCAAUACGAAGCUGAUUUCAGACCAAACAUGAGUAUUGUUGUCAAAGCUCUUCAACCUUUGUUGAAUGCAAGACAUGGGCCCGCUGGUGAAGCUUCAAACUAAUCUCUCUGACUAUAUUUCUGUCUAUUUGUAUCAAUUGGUAUGUGCAAUAGUGUGCGCGGGAGAUGUAAGAAAGUGACUGCUUCAGAAGCCAAUGGAAGAUUACUUGAACAUGUUUAUAUAUCCAUUGUUUAUGCAGCAUUCAUUUUGUUCAUAAUUCAUUGGUACGGAGAUUUACUUCUUUUA